Molecule: messenger RNA, 2398 nt
Organism: Schistocerca cancellata (South American locust)
Lineage: Eukaryota; Metazoa; Arthropoda; Insecta; Orthoptera; Acrididae
Gene: lark
Product: RNA-binding protein lark
Exons: 9
Coding region: 159-1244 (361 amino acids)
Cellular component (GO): cytosol
Molecular function (GO): mRNA binding; zinc ion binding
Source: RefSeq, a predicted model, not a curated record
UUGAUGAACGCUGUCUGUCGUCACUACGCCAUUUUCUCCUCUGGUGUCUUGUACGUAGUGGAAGGAGGAAGCGCCAUUGCGGCAUCGUCUUGUUUGGGUCUGAUACUCAAAUAUUGCCGAGUAUUAGCGUCUCUUAAGCUGGUCUGGUGCCACUCAAAAUGCCAGGCUUCAGUAGUGUAGGCACAUUCAAGAUAUUCGUCGGCAACUUGGCUGACAAAACUACUGUGGAUGAUAUUAAGCCACUUUUUGAAAAAUAUGGAAAAGUUGUAGAAUGUGACGUGGUGAAGAAUUAUGGAUUCGUGCAUAUGGAACAUGAAGAAGGUGGACGUGAUGCAAUUCAGAAUCUAAAUGGGUACCUGGUUCAUGGACAAGCAAUAAAAGUGGAAGCUGCAACAAGUCGCAAAGGACCUCAGACACCAACAACAAAGAUAUUUGUUGGAAACCUAACUGACAACACAAAAGCACCUCAGGUGCGAGCAUUGUUUGCAAAGUAUGGAACAGUUCUGGAAUGUGACAUCGUGAGAAAUUACGGUUUUGUGCAUAUUGAAUCAAAUGAUAAUGUGAACUUGGCCAUUAAAGAGUUGAAUGGGUACAUAGUCGAUGGGCAGCCAAUGAAGGUCCAGGUGUCCACAAGUAGGGUUCGUCAGCGACCGGGAAUGGGAGAUCCUGAGCAGUGUUACAGGUGUGGAAGAGGUGGUCACUGGUCUAAGGAGUGUCCUAAAGCUGGGUUAGGACCGGACAGGAAUGGUUUCAGAGGCCCUAUUUUUGGCAGAGAACCAUAUCCUCCUCCACCACCUCCACCAUUCCUGCGUGACAGAAUGAUGGGCAGAUUUGGAAUGAGGGACCCCUUAUAUGACGGUUUCUAUGACAGAAACAGAUUUGAAGAUUCACCACGCGACAUGUUUGAGCGCAGGUUCCCCCCUCUUCCUCCUCGUGACUUGGGACCAUCACUUCGUGGCCGAGAAUUUUUACCCCCACCACCACUUCCUCCCAGGCCAAGGGAUGCUCUCCCUCCACCACCUCCCAUUGGGCUGCGAGGACCUGUUGGAUCUGUUAGAGAUUCACCAGUUUAUGAUCGCCCAAGUUCAGAGUAUAGUAUUUUCAGUCGGCGAUCACCAUCAUCAUCUGCUGUUCCACCAAGCCGAUUUAGUCGUAUGUUUGAAGACUUCAGUCGCGAUAGCUUUGAGGAAAGAAGACCGGGCGCGCGUGGAACGCUCUCUCCUCGCCGCUUUGCACCGUAUUAAGACGCAAUCAUCCGCCUGUCCGUCGCCGUUAUAAGCCGGUCCGUAGCGUCGAAGUCCGGUGAAAUUUUUCACGCGGGAAGCCUCGGCCGGAAUGAAACGGAAGACAAUCGCCUGUUGUGUUGCGGCGCGGCGUGACGGUGUAACGGGCAACUCACCUUUGUUCUCUUGUUUCUUUUUGAACAUGCUAGAUAGAUUUCAGAUAUUCUGUCUUGUUUGAUAGAUAAUUAUUGUUGUAGUCUGAUACAUCCACACCAUUACUUUUAAGCAUUCUUCUCUUCGUGAUUUUUGAAGGAGAAUUUUUGAAAUAGAAUUCUUCUGUUCAUUUGUUCAACAAGUAGGGUGGGCACAUUCUUUGCUUCACGAUCAUGUGCAUUACGUGCUGUUGGUGUUCAGCAAAAUAUUAUUAACCCUGUUAUGAAGUCUCAUUCCAUAGAAAAUUAAACACGGUCCAUUUUUUCACUGAAAGAGAAAGUUGCACUUAGACCAUUUAUCCCCUUUUGACACAGUUGUGUACUUACAACAUUGAAAAGAAGUGUAUAAGGAAACAGUUAGUCUGUACUUACAAAAGACGUUGAACACAUCCGACUUAGAAAGGCUUCCCGCACGGCAUGUCGGUCGGAAGCGUUCCGUGGAAUUAGCGCGACAGAUGUGAACAGGUAUGCUGCCGGUUGUGUUCUAGAUUCUUUGUAGAAUAUUUUGAUUGGAACAAAACAGGAAUCAUGACAUUGUUUCAGAUUUCUUUCAUUUCCCAGUAUCUUAGUGUUACUUGUGAAAAAAAAAAGAUAAUUGAUAGAUUUUAUAGCUGUGUAGGCUGAUAAAUAUAUCCCAGCUUGGGCAAACUGAAGUCAGUCCAGAAGAGGACACACAUUGUCAUUGCUUACUAAGUGUAUCUAGUGUUACAGAUUAGCAUUCAUAUAGAUUAUACAUAUUUAUUAGUAAGUAUCCAUAUUACUUUGAUGUGGUUUUCUUUAUCGAGGAAAAAUAAAACACAUGUCUCGGCAUUAUUUGGAAAUCAGCACCUUUUUUCAGCAGCUUACAAUAUUUGGAAUCUUUGUCGAUUUAAUUAUGUAAUCUAAGGUGUGUUAGAACCAUUUGUAGCUGUUUUAAUGUGUGUAUGUAUUGUUUUACAUAAAUACAUUUUUUCUACAAAGUGA